Dreissena polymorpha is the source of this 598-nucleotide messenger RNA. RefSeq lists its product as uncharacterized. The record is from RefSeq and is a predicted model, not a curated record. Lineage: Eukaryota; Metazoa; Mollusca; Bivalvia; Myida; Dreissenidae. The transcript is spliced from 5 exons. The coding region runs from base 101 to 598 and encodes 165 amino acids.
UUCACAUAUCGGUUGCGCAAAGGCGCCGGAAAAUAACUGCACACAUUAUUUGAUGACGUAGAACGCAUUCAACGAAUUUGUGUACACAAAAGCUGACAACAUGGCCGAAUCUUCGACACGAGUUCGGGAGCUCGAACAGUCUCUGUGUAAGCAGACCAAGAAGUCGGCCAUUGACCAAACCGAGCAGCCAUCCAGUGACCAGACAGCCAAUGACCCGACCAAGCAGCCAGCCAGUGACCAGACAGAGCACAUAGCCAGUGACCAGAUGACUUCAUUCAGGGAGCUUGAGCAGUCUCUGUGGAAUUGGACUGAGCAGUCAUCCAGCAACCAGUCAGAGCAGUCAGUCAGAAACCAGACAGAGCAUUCUGAUAGUGACCAACUCGAGCAGUUGGCGAGCAAGCAGACCAAGCAGUCAGCCAGUAACUAUGUCGAGAUGUUACCCAGUGAUGAAACUGUAAAGAAGUUCAAUGAUGUGACCAGACAACCACCAAGCUCCAAUACUGAACAGAUAAUCAGGAUUUGUGCUGGAGAUUACAUAUUGAUCAAACAUGGUAGAAGUUUUCUUCCUGGCGUAGUGAGUUACAAGGAAGACAAGUGA